Elgaria multicarinata webbii is the source of this 11808-nucleotide messenger RNA. It is a transcript of the gene SPEN, whose product is annotated as spen family transcriptional repressor. Gene Ontology annotation, biological process: regulation of transcription by RNA polymerase II. The transcript has 15 exons. Gene Ontology annotation, molecular function: mRNA binding. Lineage: Eukaryota; Metazoa; Chordata; Lepidosauria; Squamata; Anguidae. The record is from RefSeq and is a predicted model, not a curated record. Bases 85 to 10749 code for a protein of 3554 amino acids. Gene Ontology annotation, cellular component: nucleus.
UCGGAGCAAGAGGAGCAGCAGCAGCAGCCGCCGCCGAGGCCGGAGCCCCCCUCGCCCUUCCCCGCCCCCUCGCCCGGCAGCAGCAUGGUCCGGGAGACCAGGCACCUCUGGGUGGGCAACUUGCCGGAGAACGUCCGCGAGGAGAAGAUCAUCGAGCACUUCAAGCGAUAUGGACGUGUUGAAAGUGUCAAAAUUCUCCCCAAAAGGGGAUCAGAAGGCGGCGUGGCAGCCUUUGUGGAUUUUGUGGACAUCAAGAGCGCCCAGAAGGCGCACAACUCCGUCAACAAAAUGGGGGACAGAGACCUUCGGACGGAUUAUAAUGAACCUGGAACCAUUCCUAGUGCUGCUCGCGGAUUGGAUGAUACAGUUUCCAUAGCAUCUCGUAGUAGAGAGGUUUCUGGGUUCAGAGGAGGUGGUGGUGGGCCCACGUAUGGCCCACCACCAUCACUUCAUGCACGGGAAGGACGCUAUGAGCGGAGACUUGAUGGGGCUUCAGAUAACAGGGAGCGUGCUUAUGAACAUAGUGCCUAUGGACACCAUGAACGGGGGACAGGAGCAUUUGAUCGGACAAGACAUUACGAUCAGGAUUACUACAGAGAUCCUCGGGAGCGGACUUUACAACAUGGACUCUACUACAGUUCUCGGAGUCGCAGCCCGAGCCGCUUUGAGACUCAUGACCCCCGUUACGAACCUCGGGCCCGGGAGCAGUUUACAUUGCCCAGCGUGGUACACAGGGAUAUCUACAGGGAUGAUCUCACGCGGGAGGUACGAGGUAGAAGGCCAGAGCGGAAUUACCAGCACAGCAGGAGCCGGUCGCCACAUUCAUCCCAGUCGAGGACCCAGUCUCCCCAGAGGCUGGCGAGCCAAGCGUCAAGGCCUACCAGGUCGCCUAGUGGCAGCGGCUCCAGGAGCAGAUCUUCGAGCAGCGAUUCCAUCAGCAGCAGUAGCAGUACCAGCAGUGACAGCAGUGACUCCAGCAGCAGUUCCAGUGACGAGUCCCCAGCCCGUUCCGUUCAAUCCACAGCUGUUCCAGCACCCACCUCCCAGUUGCUUCCAUCUCUGGAGAAAGAUGAGCCCCGCAAAAGUUUCGGGAUUAAGGUUCAGAAUCUUCCAGUGCGCUCCACAGACACCAGCCUUAAAGACGGGUUGUUCCACGAGUUCAAGAAGUAUGGGAAGGUGACGUCUGUGCAGAUCCACGGGGCCUCCGAAGAGCGAUACGGGCUGGUGUUCUUCCGGCAGCAGGAGGAUCAGGAGAAAGCGCUGAAUGCCUCCAAAGGGAAGCUGUUCUUCGGCAUGCAGAUCGAAGUGACAGCUUGGAUAGGGCCAGAAACAGAAAGUGAGAAUGAGUUCCGGCCUUUGGACGAAAGGAUAGAUGAAUUUCACCCCAAAGCAACGAGAACUCUCUUCAUUGGGAACCUGGAGAAAACCACCACAUAUCACGACCUUCGCAACAUUUUUCAGCGUUUUGGGGGGAUUGUGGAUAUUGACAUUAAGAAAGUGAACGGGGUCCCUCAGUACGCAUUCCUCCAAUAUUGCGAUAUUGCAAGUGUGUGUAAAGCAAUCAAGAAGAUGGACGGAGAAUAUCUCGGAAAUAAUCGGCUCAAGCUGGGCUUUGGGAAGAGUAUGCCUACCAACUGCGUGUGGCUGGACGGCCUCUCGACAAACGUCACGGAUCAGUAUUUAACACGACAUUUCUGCCGCUACGGUCCAGUGGUGAAGGUGGUGUUUGACCGCUUAAAAGGCAUGGCCCUCGUUCUCUACAAUGAAAUUGAAUAUGCACAAGCAGCUGUAAAAGAGACCAAGGGGAGGAAAAUCGGUGGGAAUAAAAUUAAGGUGGAUUUUGCAAACCGCGAGAGCCAGUUGGCCUUCUAUCACUCCAUGGAGAAGACCGGCCAGGAUAUUAGAGACUUCUAUGAAAUGCUUGCAGAGAGAAGAGACGAGAGAAGAGGAUCUUAUGACUAUGCUGCUGAUCGUACUUAUUACGAAGCUGUGCGAACACCAGGGACGUAUCCUGAAGAUCCUCGAAGAGAAUAUCCGGCCCGCGGCAGGGAGUUCUAUGCAGACUGGGAUCCUUACCAAGGAGACUAUUACGACCCGCGGUAUUAUGAUGAUCCGCGGGAAUACAGAGACUACAGGGGUGACCCUUACGAGCAAGACAUAAGGGAAUACAGCUACAGGCAACGGGAGCGGGAGCGGUUUGAAUCGGACCGGGACCGCGACCACGAAAGAAGGCCCAUUGAGCGGAGCCAAAGCCCUGCUCAUUCCCGGCGGCCCCAAAGCCCCGGGGCGUCUCCGUCGCAAUCGGAGAGGCUGCAGAGCGAUUCUGAGCGGAGGAUCUACAGCCGGUCUUCUGAGCGGAGUGGCAGCUGCAGCUCGCUUUCUCCGCCACGCUACGAUAAACCGGACAAAGCCCGCCUCGAGCGAUAUGCAAAAAACGAGAAGCCGGAGAAAGAGCGCGCUUUUGAGCAAGAGAGACCUGACAAAGACAAGCGCCUCAUGAGGAAAGAGAAGCCAGAAAAACCCGAAAAGGAGAAAACGGAGAAGCAAAAGCGCAAGGCUAAAGUCCAUUCUCCCAGCUCCCAGUCUUCUGAAACGGAUCCAGAAAACGAGAGAGACCCCAGUCCUGAGAAAAUAAAAGGUGGCAGCAAGCUGAGCCGGGAGAGGGCGGACAAGGAAGGGGCUGCGAAGAACCGCCUCGAACUCAUGCCUUGCGUGGUGCUGACACGAGUCAAGGAAAAGGAAGGGAAAGUCACGGACCCCCCUGCCCUGGAGAAGCUCAGAGGGAAGCAGGAGAACGACGCCACCGCCAGGUGCCCCUUGCUGGAGCCGAAGCUGCAGGCGCCUCAGGGGGAACAGAGCAAGGCUGACCAGGUGAGACUGGAGCUCCCCCUCCGGGCGAAGGUGCCCAAAGAGAAGGCGCUUGCCAGUCAUGUGGAAGUGGUGGAGAAGGAUGGGAAGCCGAAGCUCAAGAAACACCCAAAGGCAGACCAGGCCAGUGAAGUGGCAAAUCCAGUAGAUCUAGAAAAACUAGAGGCUCGCAAAAGACGCUUUGCUGAUGCAACCCUAAAGCCCGAUAAGCAAAAACUGGAAAUCAAAAGAAGCAGCCAAGAGGAGGAGGAAGCACGUGUGGUUUUGAAAAAGCAGGUUGACGCCACGGGUGAAUCUGAGCGGAAGCCCGUGAGGAAAGAGACGCUGAAAAGGGAAUCCAAGAAAAUCAAGCUGGAGAGACUCACUGCUGUCGCCAGCCCCAAAGAGGCUCCGGAGCCCGCAAGCGUCUCUGUCGGCGUUGGCUUACGGCCCAACGCGGAGCUGCAGGCUCGGCUGGGAGAACCCCUUGAUGAGCUGCUGGAAACCCCCGAGAUCCCCUCGAGGAAGGUCAAUUCAAUCAAACUGCAGCACAGGCCCACGCCGAUGUUGGAGGAUCAAGGCGCGGAGAGGGAGGAGGCCUGGAAAACCUACUGCAGCCUCCCAGAAGAGAUCUCUGACCACAAACUUGUCCAAGAAAAGCCUCCGCCGUCAGAUAUCGAGGAGAAGAUCCCCAUUGACAUCGACCACACGCAGAGUUACCGGAAACAAAUGGAGUUGAGCCGCCGCUUGAAGCAGCAAAUGGAGAUGGAGAUUGCAAAGCACGAGAAAUUUGGCAGCCCAAAGAAAGACCUCGACGAGUAUGAGAGGCGUAGCCUGGUGCACGAGGUCGGGAAACCCCCGCAAGAUGUGACGGACGACUCUCCCCCCAGCAAGCGGAAAAAAUCCUCCGACACGUUUGAUUUUGAGAUUAGCACCAAGCGAGAGAGAAAUUACCGGAGCUCUCGCCAGGUGAGUGAGGAUUCCGAACGAACGGCCUGCUCACCAGGUCUCAGGCCCUUCCCUUUCCACGAGGAGGAGGAAGAGCUGCUACUGCUGGAUUCCCCAAGGCUGGUGCCUUUGAAAGAAACCAAAGAAUCGCCUAAAACGGACGAAAAGGGCCCUCCGUAUUCGAACGUGGUCGUCAGGGAAGACGCAUUGAAGUUCAACCCCUAUGAUUCCAGCCGGAGAGAGCAGAUGGUGGAAAUGGCAAAAAUAAAGCUGCCGGCAGUGAGUUCCGAGGAGGAAUCGAACCGGUGGGAAUCCCAAGUGAAACAAGAGCCCAGCUGCGUGGACAUUAGCUUUCCAAGUGGCGUAGUCAAGAGAGACAGCAUCCGGAAGCGGUCGAUACGGGAUCUGGAACCCGGGGAGGUGCCUUCCGACUCGGAUGACGAUGGUGAUAACAAGCCCCCUUCUCCCAAAGCGUCUUCGUUACUAGAAAGCUCCAGAUUAUCUUUUUUAUUACGGGACAGGGAAGAGAAACUACGUGAGCGAGAGGAAAGGCUGCCAACCUCCUUGGAAAGGAACAAAUUCUAUUCCUUUGCAUUGGACAAGACAAUCACUCCUGACACAAAAGCCUUGCUUGAGAGAGCAAAAUCUCUCUCGUCGUCGAGGGAAGAAAACUGGUCUUUCCUCGACUGGGACUCGAGAUUUGCUAGUUUUAGGAACAAUAAGGACAAAGAAAAGGUGGAUUCUGCCCCCAGACCGAUUCCCUCCUGGUAUAUGAAAAAGAAGAAAAUCAGAACAGACUCUGGAGGAAAGCUGGACGACAAGAAGGACGACCACAAGGAAGAGGAGCAAGAGAGGCAGGAGCUCUUCGCCUCCCGCUUCCUGCACAGCUCGAUCUUUGAACAGGAUUCUAAGCGCUUGCAACACCUAGAGAGGAAGGAGGAAGAACUCGACUUCCUUUCCGGCAGAUUGUACGGUCGGCAGGCGUCUCUGGAUGGGACCCACAGCGCAUCGGACUUUGUGCCAGAGCCGGUGGUUCUCUUCCACAGCAGGUUUGUUGAGCUCACGCGAAUGCAGCAGAAGGAGAAGGAGAAGGACCAGAAGCCCAAAGAAGCAGAAAAGCAGGAGGAUAAGGAGAAUCGGCCCAAGACGCCGGAAGCGGUGCCUGAGCACAAAGAACCGGAGCAUAAGCCUUCCCUUUUCGUCGGGUCGUCGGCAGGUGCUGUCGUAGCGCAAGAACCGCUGCCAGUCAUGCCAGAGAAAGUAGCGAACGAGAAGCUAGCGGCCGACGUGCCCCCUUCCUCGAAAGAAGAGAAGCCGCCGGAAUUCAGCCUGUUAGCCGAAGAGCCAAAGCCGCCUCCGGAUCUCUCUCCUCCUGCUAAAACCGAACCACCUGAGCAGGCUGCAACCACACCAGUCAUGGAGGGCAGCAAAGACGUCCCUCUUUCCACAGUAUCCCCCAGAGAAGACUCCGUAUCUGUAGAGCACCCUUCCUACUUGGACACAAAGCCGCCUACGCCUGGAUCGUCCUUCUCCGAAGCAGAUAUUGGCACAAAUCCAGAACCUGAAAGGGUCUCACCGCCUCCCAAAUCGGUCACAAAUCCUGAGGAAUUGCCCGAGCCUAAAGAAGAAAGUGUUUCCCCAGCCCUUAACUCAGAGCCCAGUGCAGGCCAGAAAGCGGAGGCUGCCGCUGAGCUGCUUCCCUCAGUUUCUGACACAGAGAUGGAAGCCGAACCCCCCGUCGUUCUAAGAGACAAGAAGUCGUACAAGAGCAAACGGUCCAAAACCCCAGUUCAGUCCGCUGUUGCGAAUGUUGCGGAGAAACCCGUCACGAGGAAGAGUGAAAGGAUUGACCGUGAAAAGCUUAAAAGGUCGGUCUCUCCCCGUGGGGAAGCACUGAAGCUCCUCGAGCUGAAGGUGGAGACAGAGAAGGCUUCAAGGAACGCUGCUAAAUCCCCAAGCGCAGCCGCAGAGCCCGAAAACCCGGAGCCCAGCUUGCCCGUCGGCCGAACGAGGCGCAGAAACGUCAGGUCCGUUUAUGCCACCACGGGAGACCACGAAGGCCCGUCGCCCAUUAAAGAUUCUAUUGAGGUAACCAGGUCCACCAGGAAAAGAGUGGAGCGAGAACCUCCGGAUGCGGCCGCGGUUCCCAACCCGCCAAGAAGAGGGAGGCCUCCCAAGGCCCGCCGCAAGCCUGAGGAGGAGAGCUCUCCCGUGAAAGCCGAGCAGGUGCAGCAAGAGGCGGAAGAUGCUGAAGCGAAAGAGACUGUGGAGAUCCCUAAAUCUGCGGAGGGCUGGCGAUCGCCCAGAUCCCAGAAGCUAACACACAGCCACGCUUCAGCUGCCGGCUGUCAGCCAGGCAAGAAAGGGAAAAAUGAGCCUAAAGCAGAGGUCCUGGCAGAGCCCGAGGAGCCUCCCGAACUGCCUGGCCAAGGGGCGAAUGCCGGCGAAAGUGGCAACAAGCCCAAGGCGGACAAAGAGGCCACUCCGAGUGAACAGAAGCGAGACAGGAAAGAAGCCAUCGAGAUGGACCGAAGCGCGCCUGAAGCCUGCCCAGUGGAGAUUGUAGAAAGAAGGCCCGUCCCCGAGAAGGUUGCAAAGGCCAAAAGGGGGGGACGAUCCAGGAGCACCAAGGCCGUUGAUAAAGCAUUGUUGAUGAAGGGCUUGAAAAAUGUCGAAAUCCGCCUCAAUGUGGACGAAGUCAAAGGUGCUCUGCGGCCAAGCGAGGAGGAAACGGAGCCUGCACCAGCAUCAUCUUCACCCAAAAACAAAAGCCCCGCAAAGGAAGAGAAGUUGUCACCCCACUUCACAAAGAGCGGAGCAGAAGACCCGUUCCGGGAAGCGGAGCAAGAGGCGGCAGGCGAGUCCACACAGGUGCCCGAAGCGGACCAGCUGGCCAAGCAGAUUGAGCUCGAGCAGGCCGUGGAGAACAUCGCAAAGCUCACCGAAGGGCCGACGCCGGUCGCAGCCUACAAGGAACAAGCAGCCGAAGUGUCGGAGGUUCGGCAGGAGGAAGACGGGGACAAACCGGCCCACCAGGCCAGCGAAACGGAACUGGCGGCUGCCAUUGGGUCCAUCAUGAACGACAUUUCUGCAGAGGUGGAAAGCUUCCCUGCCGCCCCGCCGUAUCCUACAGAAUCGGAGUCUGAAAUACCCCCGGACCCACUGGUGCUGCCGCCUACCCGAGAAGAAAUGGAGCCUGAAACCGAUCAAGCCGUCAGCAACAUCUUGGAGUCAGAAGCGGCGGCUCCGGCUGAGCCUGCUGGGCCACCUGUUCCCGGGUCGGCUGCCGAGACGGAAAGCAAGGAGGCAGAAGUGAGCUUAAGCGAAUCCUCCAAUUCGGCGCAGGAAACGGAAACCCCGCAGGAGGCCGAAGUGUCUCGGAAAGAACGGGGCCGCCAGAAGAUCACGAGGCCAAGGCGUAAGCGGAACACGAGCAAGAAAGGGGACGCCGUUAUGGAACUGAGGACUGCGGAGGCCGGACGAGUACAGAGCAAAUCUCCUGUUGCCAAUGAAGUGAAAGGAAAGCCAGAAGGAGCCGGCAAAGAGGCUAGCCAAGGGAAGCGCUCGCCCUCCACGGCCUCCCCACCGGGGGCUCCCGACGCAAGCAAGGCCGCAGCCCUGGACAUGGCUUCUCACGAGCCCGGUACAGAGAGCGGCUCCCUGCCCAACGAGCCCGAGGGGCCGGAUCUGCCGUCGCCAUCCCUUGCGGGUGAUGAGGUGGGCCAAAGCGGGCUCCGGCUCCGGCCGGUGACGGACAACACUCCUGUGACUCCCCCGAGCGCCCCCAGCACCCCCCUGCCAACGCUCCUGCCUGCCUCGGCUCCGGUCAAGCACCCCCUGCCUGUCCCCGCUGCGGUCGUUCCGCUGCACUCCAGCACAGCCAAGGUGGCGGAGUGGAUGGCCAAGCACGAGGAGGCCCAGGCCCACUCCACUCCUCCGCCAGCGCUUCCCCCUGACACAAAAGCCUCGGACAUCGACACCAGUUCCAGCACUUUGCGCAAAAUACUGAUGGAGCCCAAAUACGUGUCUGCAACCAGCGUCGCCUCCACGCACGUCACCGCGGCGAUCACCGAACCCGUGAGUGCCCCUCGGGUGGAGGAGGCGCCUCCCCAUGCUCCGCCGGAGGCCGCAAGGCCGGGGGCCGAGGAGAAGCCCGCGGUGCCGGCCACAAACGCUUUGGAGCUCCCGGCUGCGGAGGCCCCGGUGUUCACCGAGAAAGAGAAGGUCGUCACUGUCAUUGCCCCCAAGGCGACCUCUGUGAUAAGCAGGAUGCCCCAUAGCAUUGACCUGGAGGAGACCCCCAGGAUAACCUUAGUGAAGCAAGCGCCCCCGCCCCAGACGUGCCUCGUCAGCGCCCUUUCCCCCAAAUACAAGCCACAGCGGCCCAGCGCAAACGACAACAGCCGCUUCCACCCGGGCUCCAUGUCUGUGAUCGAAGAUCGGCCGGCGGAAACGGGCUCUGGCCCAGGCCUCCGCGUCAACACGUCCGAGGGCGUCGUCCUCCUGAGCUACUCGGGGCAGAAGACGGAAGGCCCUCAGCGGAUCAGCGCCAAGAUCAGCCAGAUCCCCCCCGCCAGCGCCGUCGACAUCGAAUUCCAGCAGUCCGUGUCCAAGUCGCAGAUCAAGCAGGAGCCCCUGGGCCCCUCCCAGCCCCUCCCCAAGGGCUGCCAGGCGCCCGUGGGGUACGGGAGCGCCUCCAACCCCUCGCUGGUGCCCCAGCAGUACAGCCCGUCGCCCGGCCUUCCCUCCAUCAAGCAGGAGCGGGGCAGCUUGGAGAAGCCGGAGCCGGCACACCUCGCCGCCCAGGCGCCCGCUUCUCAGUCCGGCCCCGUGAAAGGCCUCUCCCAGUCCGCCAGCACUCCGUCCAUCCUCGUCCACAACCAGAUCGUGCUGCCUCAGGCCAUGGCUGCUUCUGCCAACAAGAAGCUGCCGGACUCCGGUGCCCUGAAAGGGGAGGCAAAGCCGCUUCAGCUGUCCGGCUUGAGCCCCGGGGUUGGCCCGCACCACCCUUCGCUGUCUGGCAAGAUGCACCCGGAGGCCAACCAUGUGAGCGCGGGACCCGGCGCCCCAAAGCAGGAGCCGCUCUCUCCGCGCACCAGCGGGCACUCUCCCUCUCCGUUCCCCAGGGCUUGUCACCCGGGCGGCUCCUCGUCUCCCGCCCUGUCCGGGAAUAACUCCAUGAUGGGGCUCCAGGGCUCCCCUUGCCCAGGGAUCCCCGUGCCUCAGUACAUCUCCAGCAUGCACCCGGAGCAGUCGGUGAUCAUGCCCCCCCACAGCGUCACCCAGACGGUGUCCCUGGGCCACCUCUCCCAAGGGGAGGUCAGGAUGAACACCCCUCCGCUGCCGGGCAUCUCGUACGGCAUCCGCCCGGAGGCGCUCCACUCCCCGCGGGCGGCGCUGCAGCCCCAGCGGUCGAGCACGCCGCAGCCGGCCCCCAUCCGCGAGAUCGUCAUGCCCACCCUGUCUUCCCAGCAUUCCCCGGAAGAGGAGAUGCACUACCACCACACCGUGUGCCGCGGCUCGGCCCCCGUGCAGUCGGACGUGCUGGUCAUGCAGCCGGACUACCGCAUGCACCCAGCGGGCCUCCGGCUCGAGCAGUACAACGUGCCCCGGGAAGUGAGGCGGAUGAUGCACCCGCACAUGGCGGUGGGCGGGGACCACCACCCGGAGACCCGGCAGUCCCGGACGCCGGAAGGGAGGUCCGUGAAGACGCCACCCGCCACCAAGACGCUCCCGCCGGGCAAGGAAGUGGCUGCGGCCAAGGCCUCCGAGGUCAAGAUGGCGCACUCACCGCACAGCGAGCCCCGGCUGCUCAGCGGCCAGCUCCCGGGGCUGCCCUUGGCGCAGCCGGUGGUCGUCCCCCACGGCGUGCAGAUCAUGCACCCCGCCGGCAGCUCCUUCCACGAUUACCGGACGAUGUACGGCGGCGGCGACAUGAGGAGCUACCACCCCGCUGCGCAGCUGGGCCACCCUCAGUUUUCGGGGGCGUCACCGAUCGGGCUUCCUUCCCGCAGCAUGACCCCCUCUCAGGGCCUUCCGGAAGGGGAGCACUCGCACCCCAGCCAGCCGGCUCACAGCAAAACGCCGCAGAUCUCCCAGGAGCCCAAGGGGGCCCAGGCGGCAGGGCCGGACCCCACCCACCACCCGGCCGUCGCCCGGCACGUCCAGCCAAUGGACCCCCACGUGCACCUUCAGCGAGGCCAGGCGGAGCCGGGCCAGACCUCCUACCCGUCCCCCGUCGCCAUUUCGGCCAAGCAGGAGCUGCCGUCCCCGCACCAAGGCCAAGCGCAGAAGCCGGGCCUGUUCGUCGCCAGCUCCUCCGGCCCCCCGGGGGCUCCUGCGGGCCUGGCCCCCUCCCGGCCUGAACCGCAGUCGGUGCUCAUGCAGGAGGCCGCCACGCAGCAGCAGCAGCAGCAGCAGCAGCAGCCCGUCUCCCAGAGGCCCGUGGACAUGGUCCAGCUCCUGACGAAAUACCCCAUCGUGUGGCAGGGGCUGCUGGCGCUGAAGAACGACACGGCCGCCGUCCAGCUGCACUUUGUGUCGGGCAACAACGUCUUGGCGCACCGCUCGCUGCCGGCCCCGGAGGGAGGCCCCCCCCUGAGGAUCGCCCAGCGCAUGAGGCUGGAGCUGUCGCAGCUGGAGGGCGUGGCGCGCCGGAUGAUGGUGGAGAGCGAUUACUGCCUGUUGCUGGCCUUGCCGUGCGGACGAGACCAAGAGGACGUGGUGAAUCAGACCGAGUCGCUCAAGGCGGCCUUUAUCAGCUACCUGCAGGCCAAGCAGGCUGCGGGCAUCAUCAACGUUCCCAAUCCGGGCUCCAACCAGCCUGCUUAUGUCCUACAGAUCUUCCCGCCCUGUGAGUUCUCGGAAAGCCACCUCUCCCGCCUUGCCCCGGACCUCCUCGCCAGCAUCUCCAACAUCUCUCCUCACCUGAUGAUUGUCAUAGCAUCAGUCUGAGUGGCUGACUGGACACGGACUUCUUCCUCCAAGGCCCUACAGCAAAAACAGAGAGAGAGAGCGCCCGUGAACGCAGGCGGGCAGGCAGGCGGGUGGGCGCCGGGUCUCCUGCCCCCACUGGGCCUCGAUCAAACCCUCGCCGCCGGGGAGCAGCCCCCUGCCCUGUAUGUUUACAUAUGGCUUUAGUGAAGACGGACACCUGAGGCACCCGGCUGGGCAGACGGGGGCCCCCGCGUUUUGGUGCCUCCUGUGGGGGGAAAUGAAAGGAAGGCUAUUUUUUUAAUUUACAAAAUAACUUUAAAACAAAACAAAACAAGAAGAAGGAACCAGAACUGCCUUUGCACUAAAUUAGUGACUUUGGACCUUUGCACAGUUAAAGAUUUGUUGUGGCGUUCCGGAUGGAUGUCCCGACACACGCCGCCCCUUGCGUGGUGGACUUUAGAACGCAGGAUCUGGGAACGUCGGCUCCAGUCUCCAGGUCAAGGAGCAUUUCACUCUGCCCCCCACCCCGCCCCUCGGUUCUCCCGGAGGCCUGCCCCACCUCCCUUCCCCGCUCCCCCCCCCCAUGCUGCAGCCGCCUCUUCCUCCCCCAUCUGGGAUGUACAGUUUACACUGAAACAAAGCAAAACACGAAAGGGAGCGACUUCUCCUUCCUGGUGGGAUAUGCAGGACUCCGUGGGUGUGUGUACAUAGAAGUCUCUCUCAGAUAUAUAUAGAUAUAUCUCACCGACUUCAAAAAGAAAUCUGAUCCCCACAACAUACUUUUUUUUUAAUCUGUGCCAAAAAAAUGUGUUUUCAGAGAAAAUCUUAUUUUCAUACUCAGACUUUGUAUUUGUCACUCAUUUGUAAGUGCGCUUCAUUUAGACAUGGCCUCCCCUCCCGUCCGUCCAUCCUUCCUCCUUCACAUGUGGAAGUGUUAUACACUUGUACAGACUUUUUAUCUCCCGCCCUGGUUGUCCUCGUCCUUCUCCUAACACUUAAUUUAUGGAACUGUUUUCUCAGCGCAGUUUUGUUUUGUGUGUCCAUUGGAUUACAGACUUUAUUAAAAAAUACAAAACA